Molecule: messenger RNA, 1055 nt
Organism: Suillus subaureus
Lineage: Eukaryota; Fungi; Basidiomycota; Agaricomycetes; Boletales; Suillaceae
Exons: 4
Coding region: 120-1040 (306 amino acids)
Biological process (GO): deoxyribonucleotide catabolic process
Molecular function (GO): 5'-nucleotidase activity
Source: RefSeq, a predicted model, not a curated record
AUACUUUCGCCUUAUCGAUAUUCGGCUUUCAUCCGAAAAACCAAGACUAUGGAUAGCGAAUUGCAAUAACUCUGACUCUCACUGGAUACCAUAAGAUCUGAGCAGUCACCGAUACCACCAUGUCCGUGAACGAUACCUACCGAGCGUCCAGUCCAGAGCACGAGCCACAGCUCACUGCAGAAACUACCGUCGAGCAAAUUGCAGAGCUCAAGGAAUCCAUACCCCCCUCCUCUGCACCUGUCAUCGCAAUUGAUCUUGAUGACGUGUUGAGCUCUACCAAUGCUGUCGUAGCGCAAUGGCACAAUGAGACUUAUGGUACCCAAAUGACCACUGAUGAUUUUUACUACUACUUCUACUGGAAGAAUCCAUUUUGGGGAACGCCUUCCACCACGCGCACAAAGGUUAAAGCGUUCUAUACAAGCGGUCGGAUGGCGCAGGCACAGCCCGUACCUGGUGCACGCGAGGGCGUAGAGGCCUUGUGCGCGCUGGGCUAUCGCUUGAUUAUCGUCACAGCUCGGGGUAAAAAUUCCCACGCCGAUAGCUGGGCUUGGGUCGAACGUUGGUUCCCCGGAUGCUUUCAUAGCAUGAUAUGCACUGGCCAGUUUGCGAACGCUGGAAAGCGUGCGACAGAUGAUAUAGACGCCUCGACGAGUGCAAGAAAGGAUCAUGAGGUUGCCACGCAAUUGAGCAAAGCGGAGGUCUGUAUUGACAUCGGAGCCAAAUUACUGAUCGACGACUCGAUUGAAAACGCAUUGGCCUGCGUCUAUCAUAUCCCGUUAGAUGGAGUAACAAAGCCUCCCCCGGUACUCCUUUUCGGCUCAUAUGAGUGGAAUAAGCGACUGUCACUGGCUUCUGACGAGUGCAACGAUAUGGUUUAUGAAGUUCGUUUGCAAAGGGAAGGAGCAAAGUUCCUGGAAGAGGAUGUGAAGCGAGGAGACGAAAUAUUGGAGCAAGCAAACACCCGUCUUUCGGUGCGCAGGGCUGAAGACUGGAGUGAAGUCGUGCGAUAUGUCACGAAGUUGAAGGGCAGCCAUUUGUAGCUUCAUGAACCCUAG